Molecule: messenger RNA, 1760 nt
Organism: Aphanomyces astaci
Lineage: Eukaryota; Oomycota; Saprolegniomycetes; Saprolegniales; Verrucalvaceae
Exons: 2
Coding region: 20-1690 (556 amino acids)
Biological process (GO): transmembrane transport
Cellular component (GO): membrane
Molecular function (GO): transmembrane transporter activity
Source: RefSeq, a predicted model, not a curated record
CAGAUACGCCUUGACCACGAUGAAGGUAGCUCCAGCCCCGUCGUUGACCUCCCCCGCUUCUGCAACAACUUUAAAUGUUUCGACAACGUCUCAAAUCGCCAUGGCCAGCUUCAACCUCUGGGCUGUGGGUAUCACCGUGGUCAUUGGUGGCCAGUACUUCUCGUGGAACACUGGCUUGUCGGCAGGAACCGCCAGCUACGGCAUCGCGUCCCUUAUGAUGGGGUUCGCGUACCUCUCCAUGUGCAUGUGCAUGGCGGAAAUGUCGAGCAUGGUGCCGUUCGAAGGCGGCGCGUUCGGGCUCGCGCGGUGCACGUGGGGGUUUUACGCUGGUUUCAUCGUCGGCUGUUGCGAGGCUGUGCAGUACAUUCUGUACGUGACGUGCUCGUUUGUGGCCUUGGGGCGGAUGGUAGCUCAUUUCUGGCCACUGAUUGCAGACUACCCAUACAUUUCUUGGCUGAUAAGCUACGUGUUGUCUUGUGCGAUGCUCACUGUGGGUGGAAAGUCAUACUGGAUGUGGAACAUGGCGCUGGCGUUGGUAUCGUUUCUCAUUUUGAUCCUGUACGUCCUCGGGUCUCUCUCGUACGUCGACAUUGCCGCGAACGGCGGCGGCAGCAAGCUCCUUUUCGUGGGGGGUUUUGACCAGUUCAUGCUUGUGUUUCCCCUCACCGCGUGGUACUAUGUUGGCGUCGAGUCGCUGAAUCGGCUGUGUGGCGAAGUCGUGGAGCCCCGCAAGUCGAUCCCCCUGGGCCAAAUGUCGUGCAUGUUUACGCUCUUCGCAACGUCCAUCAUGGUGUUCUUCGUGACCAUCAGCGUCGACCCGGGCAUGCCGACAGUCGCGACCUCCCUGGCCGUCAUGAACCCCGUGUUCAAUCAACUGUUCAACUGCACUGACAAGAUCUCGACGCUGCUGGCGCUCCCCGCCACCUUUGCCACAGGCCAAGGAUUUGUGCAAGCGUACAUGAAGAUCAUUUCGUGCAUGGCCGGCUCCAAGUUGCUGCCGUCGAUCCUUCACGAGAAACACCCCAAGUGGAACACCCCCGUAUAUACCAUCGUCGGCGCGUCCUGUGUGAGUUUUGCGUUGUGCUUUGCCGACUACUACUACUCGUUGGACGCGAUCGUGUUUAACACGUGCAUCUUCCUGGGCAGCAUCUCAUACCUUUCACAAUGUUUUGGGUACCUGUACCUAAAGAAGAACUUUCGCACCAUGGAGCGCAAGUACAAUAGUCCGUUCGGUCGGGCGGGGGCGAUGUACGCCUGUGGCGUAUGGCUGUGGACCAUGCUGGCGAUUGCAGCGUACCAAGGCGACGGCCACGUCAGCGUGCUCGCGGUGGUCGGGAUUCUGAGUGUCUGCACCGCCUACUAUUACGCUGUUGCGAAGGAGCGGCAGACGAUUUCCGACGACGAGCGCAAGGCCUUGUUCUUUGCCCACGUGUCCAAGCACAACCUGUCCAAGCAGCGACGGGGUCGAACCCUCGGGCAACGAGCCAAAAGCUGGUUUGUGGCCAAAGCCCGAAAAGUCCGGGAAAAGAGUGACGGGGCGCCGCCCAAGUCGUCCACGUCCAUCAUCAGUGCCGUCAACUCGCCAAGCUCCAAAGACAUAGGCCGGAAUGCCACUGGUGCCAAUAACUCCAAGAAGAAGGGGGUACAACUCACAGUCACCGCAAGUCCGUCGACGGCGUUGGUGCGGUAAUCAGAUUAUUAUAUAUACAACACAUCUCGACCACAGAGAUGGCCCAGUGCGCCAUCGAAGUACCUCCCUU